CCUGUCGUCUGCCGUUGGAUCGCAGUAGCGAAACGAUCGGCCGUUUGGAAAGGGCAGGCGAUCGCUUCCAUCAACCUUUGCCAACACCGCAUCGUCGCGGUAUGUCGGCUCUGAAGCCCCUCCAGUACGUCGCGACCAGGCCGAGGUCAUCGAUCAACAAGCGGACAUCGUCGAUGCCCACGAGGAGGAAUUACGGGCCUCAGUUGCAGGGCGUUAUGACGGUCGUCGGGCGAUCGGCGUUGUCGAAAGAGUUGAUGGCUUCCUACAAGCACACGAAACGGCUCGGACCCUAUCUCCUCGGCCCGACCAUCGGCGAGGGAAGCUUCGCGAAAGUGAAAGAGGCGAUGCACGUUCUCGUUGGCGAAAAGGUUGCCAUCAAGAUAAUUGACAAGAAAGCCGCGAGGGAGGACGCCUACCUCCACAAGACGCUCCGUAGAGAGGCGGGGCUUCUCCAACUUCUUGGCCACACCCACAUCGUUCGCCUUCUCGAAGUCAUGGAAACGGACAACAACCUUUACCUGGUACUGGAGCUGUGCGGGGGCGGGCCCCUGCUGGAUAGGGUGUGUGAGAAGGGCGGAUUGGAAGAGGGCGUGGCCAGACGGUACAUCAAACAGGUGGCUUCGGCCGUGUACCACAUGCAUCAAAUGGGCGUGGUACAUAGAGACCUGAAAGUCGAGAAUCUUCUUCUUGACGACAACGACAAAAUUCGAAUAAUAGAUUUUGGACUGAGUAAUUUCAUCGGGAAUCUGGAACGAGAAACCGAUCUUCGGGAUGCUAAGAAGAGGGAACGGGAUUUCUCAAGCCGCAAACAGGCGGACGUACGCGCUAGCCGGAGAGUGAGCCGAACCGUCGGAGGAAGGAAUGGCGCAACGGGUGAUGAUAGUGGGGGACCAGGUAGACCAGGUGAGCCCAAGGGCGUGGCCAGGGCGCGGCUUCCUUCUGAUGACGGGACCAAACGAAGGACCAGAGGAUCUUCUCUUCGCGAGGACAACGGCCAAGAAACGUGGCGCGAAAGAGCGGGACUGCAGCGGAAAAGCAGCAAGGAACACUCGAACAUGACUAGAUCCAACCCGAAACAAAAUAGCGUCCGAGUUAAUGGAGGGAAUGUUCGAUUUUCUGGACAAGACAUACACCGUCGGAUGGGCGCCGAAGAGCAGGAUUCGCCAGAAAAGAGACGGAAUAUGCUGAGGAAUAGAACAUUGGAUGUAUUCGGGACUAGGGAUUUUGCGGGAACGCUUUGCGGGAGUCCUGCCUAUGCAGCGCCUGAGAUUAUUGCCAGGAAGCGAUAUGGCCCCAAAGUGGAUGUAUGGAGCAUGUAAGAAAAUCUCUCAUUUUCUUUUUGUAUUGGGUAAAAUGAAAGUAGGAAAAUAUAGAAUACGUAGAGACAUUUUAUGCGCAGGAUAAUUAUA
Molecule: messenger RNA, 1409 nt
Organism: Strongylocentrotus purpuratus (purple sea urchin)
Lineage: Eukaryota; Metazoa; Echinodermata; Echinoidea; Camarodonta; Strongylocentrotidae
Product: hormonally up-regulated neu tumor-associated kinase homolog A
Exons: 4
Coding region: 102-1319 (405 amino acids)
Biological process (GO): intracellular signal transduction; protein phosphorylation
Cellular component (GO): cytoplasm
Molecular function (GO): ATP binding; protein serine/threonine kinase activity
Source: RefSeq, a predicted model, not a curated record